AUGACGACGUUGUUGACUCCCCGCGAAACUCAUUCGCCCUUCUCGGAUCCAUUACGGUGUCCCACUAGUCCCACUGCGCAACGAUAUUUCUUAGAAGAUCACGUCAUCCCCAGAAAAUCAAUGCAAGAUGACUAUCGCGCGAGGGACUCCUCCCCAGUCGCAUCAAAUCUGCCCUCGGCGCUGCCUUGUCCGAAUUUCACUCUGAACCCCGACCAACUCGCCUACGCGCCUACUCUAAAUAGCCUGGCACCGGAAAAUGAACUCAUCCUACCCUCCUACGAUCCAGAAUCCUUCCACAAUGCCAAAGAACCAGAGGAUGUGAGCGACGCGUCGACAGAACCACACCCACAUUCGUGGACGUUACAGCCUCCAUCGGCAGAUGACACCUUAAUUGACGAUGAGCCCUCCAGGCAUGUGGACUACCUUUCCCAUGACUGGAAGGAGGAGGAUAUCUGGUCCUCCUGGCGUUAUGUGACAAGUCGGAGGAACGAUUAUAGUAACGGAGUGAGAUUGGAGAAUGCCUCUUGGAGGACAUGGGCCAAGGCCAAGCACAACCUGAAGACGAUAUCACCGGAAAGCCUCAAUUGGCUGAAGGACUGUGAUGUCACCUGGCUCUACGGCCCAUUAAAAAGUUCCGUCGAACGCGCAACCUCUCCAUCUCCCCCUCCAAGUCGCUUGGAGACACCAAACUCCUAUCUAGACCGAAAGCCAAUCCUGAAGAAGAAGACCGCGUCUGAGGCCAUCCUCCAACGAUCACUAUCUCAACAUACGUUACUCCAACAUGCCGGGGCCAUUCUCAAGGCUCAAGAAGCCGAGAACAACUGGGCUCGACCUCCAUUCCCGAGGUCCAACACAGACUUGGAUCAAUUGCAUCACCGCACUGGAAGCUCGACCUACUCCCUCGGUGGCACCCUCACUACCUCAUCAUCAUCCGGAAUGACAUCUCCAAGUGAACGGCGCCAUAUUCACUUCAAUAAUGAAGUCGUGCAAUGCAUCGCGGUCGAAGCCAAGUCUUACGAGGACGAUUGGCCGGCCACCUUUGAAGAGUCAUCGUCCGACGACGGUGUAGUCUUGAUGAGACAAAUCUCUAGCCGGUCCUCCCUAAGCAACCGUAGCACCCCACGCAACAGCUUCACCGGUGAUGGGAAAACCAUCGCCCCUCUCCCUUCAACCACACUCAAGUAUCGCGGAGGUCCCCCGGAGUCCCACACUCAGACGAUCCUGGACCGAUGGUCCACCCCCAUCCCCACCCGGACGGUAUCACCAACUCCCUCGGUGGAGACCCUACGUCCGUCAGGGCCAUCGGAGCCCUCGGCCAACUUCCUUUUGGAUGAAUGUGAAGAUCCCAGCUUGGACUUCACGGGCAAUUAUCCCGAACGUGAUCGUGCAUGGUUUAUGGAAGAUGAUCCAGCACCAGAUCGCCUGAUCCGAUUAACUGCUUCGGGCAUGAUCAUGCCGGAAGGCGAGACCGAGACCCCCAGCAGUAGUCUCUUAGACCGGGUUGUGGACACUGUGAACACAGCCCGAGACAUCGCCCAUGUGAUUUGGAAUGUGGGCUGGCGCCGCUAA
Molecule: messenger RNA, 1569 nt
Organism: Penicillium hordei
Lineage: Eukaryota; Fungi; Ascomycota; Eurotiomycetes; Eurotiales; Aspergillaceae
Product: protein phosphatase regulator REG1
Exons: 2
Coding region: 1-1569 (522 amino acids)
Biological process (GO): protein catabolic process in the vacuole; cellular response to glucose starvation
Source: RefSeq, a predicted model, not a curated record